This is a messenger RNA of Olea europaea var. sylvestris, 1521 nucleotides long. RefSeq names its product gibberellin 20 oxidase 1-like. The record is from RefSeq and is a predicted model, not a curated record. Gene Ontology annotation, biological process: gibberellin biosynthetic process; unidimensional cell growth; flower development. Gene Ontology annotation, molecular function: gibberellin 20-oxidase activity. The transcript is spliced from 3 exons. Lineage: Eukaryota; Viridiplantae; Streptophyta; Magnoliopsida; Lamiales; Oleaceae. The coding region runs from base 147 to 1313 and encodes 388 amino acids.
CCCAUUUCCCCAAUGAACGGCAUUGGCUUUUCCUUUAUCACAACUCUUAAAACUUUCUUAUUUCUCUUCCUCCCUUAACACCCCGAAAUUACUCUCCCCCUCUAUUUCUGGUCUACUCCUAGAACACAAAAAAAUUACCUCAUGCAAUGGCUAUUAAUAGUCCAAUAAGUAGCAAGCCGUCCAUGUCUCAGUCUAAAAAUGUACGGAAUGAUGAUUUACUAAAGAAAUCACUAGUAUUUGAUGCCUCGGUGCUACAACAUGAGUCUAAUAUACCUUCACAGUUCAUAUGGCCAGAUCAUGAAAAACCUUGUGCCAACCCGCCGGAGCUUUAUGUUCCACUAAUUGACUUGGGUGGCUUCCUCUCCGAGGACACCACGGCCACCAUGGAAGCAUCCAAGCUAGUAGGGGAAGCAUGUCAAAAGCACGGUUUCUUUCUUGUAGUGAAUCAUGGUGUCGAUGUAAAACUCAUAUCAGAUGCUCAUCUUUACAUGGACCAAUUCUUUGAUCAACCUCUUAUUGAGAAGCAAAAAGCUCAGAGAAAACUUGGUGAACAUUGUGGAUAUGCUAGCAGCUUUUUAGGGAGAUUCUCCUCCAAACUACCAUGGAAGGAAACUCUUUCGUUUCAAUACUCUCCAGAAAAGGGCUCGUCUCAUGUUGUCGAAGAUUAUUUCAACGAGACAUUAGGCGAAGAUUUCGUGCAUUUGGGGAAAGUUUACCAAGAAUAUUGCAAUGCAAUGAGCAAAUUAUCUCUACGGAUCAUGGAACUUUUGGGGAUGAGCCUUGGUGUGAGCCGAAGCCAUUUUAAAGAGUUUUUCGAAGAAAAUGAAUCGAUAAUGAGAUUGAACUAUUAUCCACCGUGCCAGAAACCAGACCUUACCUUAGGCACUGGACCUCAUUGUGAUCCGACAUCCUUAACCAUCCUCCAUCAAGACACGGUUGGCGGCCUUCAAGUUUUUGUCGAAAAUAAAUGGCAAUUCAUUGCUCCAAACCUUAACGCUUUCGUUGUCAACAUAGGAGACACUUUCAUGGCCCUAACAAAUGGAAGAUACAAAAGUUGCUUGCACAGAGCAGUGGUAAACAACAAAAUUCCUAGGAAAUCUCUUGCUUUCUUUCUUUGUCCCAAGAAGGAUAAGGUGGUGAGCCCACCAACUGAAUUGGUGGACUCCAAUAACCCUAGAAUAUAUCCAGAUUUCACAUGGCCAAUUCUCCUCGAGUUUACACAGAAGCAUUACAGAGCUGACAUGAAUACCCUCCAAACUUUCUCAAACUGGCUUCAACUGAAAACAUCUGAAACUAUAGAAUCCCAGAUUUAACCUCGUUUUGGACGUCGUCCAUGUUAUCCUAAUUAUCGCUCUCUAAGAAAACUAUUGGAGGAGGAAAGUUAUGGAAGAUCGAAAUGAAUUUUGGAGAAAAAAGCUAAGGGCACUAGCUACUGUUGAUUUCUCUUGAUCAAUCUAUUAAAGCAAAUUUAUAAAUUAUAGGAUUAUGAUGAAUAAAAGAACAGACUUUCACUAUUACUUA